CAAAUAGUUUAUGAAGAAGCUAAUUCUUUAAACAAAGAUGCUUCUUACGAUGCUUAUGAGUCUCAGGAUUUUAAAAAUAAAAAAAUUAUUGAUGAUUUAUGUAAAUUACAUGAAGAAGAAGUAUUGAAAGGAAAUUCUGACUUGGAAAUCCUUAAUUCAAUAGAACAGUAUUUGGAAAAUAAUCAAUUGAAGCCA
Molecule: messenger RNA, 195 nt
Organism: Racocetra fulgida
Lineage: Eukaryota; Fungi; Glomeromycota; Glomeromycetes; Diversisporales; Gigasporaceae
Source: the annotation of a GenBank genome assembly